This is a messenger RNA of Panicum virgatum (switchgrass), 1053 nucleotides long. RefSeq lists its product as uncharacterized. Gene Ontology annotation, cellular component: nucleus. Bases 329 to 901 code for a protein of 190 amino acids. The record is from RefSeq and is a predicted model, not a curated record. NCBI's taxonomy places the organism in Eukaryota, Viridiplantae, Streptophyta, Magnoliopsida, Poales, Poaceae. The transcript is spliced from 3 exons. Gene Ontology annotation, biological process: regulation of DNA-templated transcription.
GCCCCUGGGACCGGCCGCCGGCACCUAUCUGCUGUUGCUCUGCUCGGGCCAUCGCCUCGCCAUGGACGAAGAUAAAGAGCAGAGGCCAAGCUGCAACUGCAAGAAGACCACCUGCCUCAAGCGGUAAGGAAUCCGGUGAGCUUCUACUCGCUCUUCUGCUUCUUCUCUGCCCAGCUCACGAUCAGAACUCCCCCCGUCGUCCUUGCCGUUGCAGCUACUGCCAGUGCUUCCAGGGUCACUUUUUCUGCUCUCACGCCUGCAACUGCAAGGGCUGCUGGAACAGCGAGCACAGGAGAACCUUCGUGGAGGAGCACGCCGAGUUGAGACAAUGAGACUCAAGACGAAGCCCGGCGCGCCCCAGUCCAAGGACUCCGCGCUGACGGCGGAGCAGAGGGUGCAUGGCAAGGGCUGCACCUGCAACAAGUCCGGAUGCAAGAAAAACUACUGCGAGUGCUUCAAGAAACAAGUUGCGUGCACCACGAGAUGCAAGUGCCAAGGGUGCGAAAACAGUUACGGGUCAGGAGGGAAAGGGCUCCAGGAGAACAGCGAUCCGGGUAGACCGUCUGGAAAGCCUAAUGGAGAACCUGGCGGUGGCGAUGGAUCACCUGGCGGUUCCGGCGAAUCCGCGGUGGUCAUAGACGAGGAGUUGCUGCGUCCAACAGAAGCAGGAGUGGCGGAAAACGUUGCGGCCAUUGACGACCCUUCGGAUUCUGGCCCAUGUAUUCAUGGUGGCAUUUACAUCUACCAGAACUCUCAACCCCAAAGGAAUCAGGGGCCUGUGCAGGCAAUCCUGACACAUGAAAAACCAACGACAACGAGAAGGAUUCCGAAGCAAGUUGAGAUUGAUGAAGCUGCUGAAAUUCAGAACAUAGGUAAUAGGUAUGAUUGCACCUGGCAUUAGAUAUCCACCUGUACAAUUUGUAGGCUUGUAGCUUGUUCCACUAUUUAGUGAUUUAGUGUGGUACUUAGCUAGUUAGCUAUAAAACCUUCCCUAGUUUGAUCAGUGUAAUACUUGCACACUGAAGCUUGGAUAUAUGCUACGUGGUUCCAUUC